CAGCUGAAAGAUUCUCGGAGACACGAAUGCUGCACUAGGACUUGCACAAUAUCCUGAGGCCGAAGAGCUUAUUAUAUGCAUUGGUUCUUGGAUAUGCGAUGCCAAAGAUACCGAAAUCCCACCUCAGAGGGGUACCCAAACAGCCACAGUGACGUCACCUCUGCUUUGUUCAGCCCUGAGCACCGUGAUAGGUAUGCACCUGAACUUAAGUUCUUGCUGGUCUAACGCGAAGGCAAGUCAUGUGUCUGGGAUAUGCAUGUCAGUCUCGAAGUUUGGAGAAAUGCGGGCUGUAUGCAGUACACAGUCUAAGUCUGAUACAGCCAUCGUUAUCGCGCGCACACAUGGGUGAAAGCCUAGAAACACGCUUCUGCGACACCUUAAUCGACACCCAUGACCGGGUUUCGGAAACGGAAGUCGAGGAUCAACUGCAACGCAGUGAGACCCAUGGACACACGUUUGUGGGCUCCUCGAAGUUCCUGUUUCUAGUUAACAUACAGGGUGAUGUCGCACUACACAGGAUAAGUAGACGGAUUGGUUUGACACAACCGAAUAACAGUGUUGUCAGCUUUCCAGAAUUGGAAUAUUUAUUAGGCAGGCUGUAUAAAACCUCACUGCGUUUCAUGACAGUGGCCUACCGGCAUUGCAACACAAAUGGAACGAGUGAUCUGCGAGGAACGCAUCCAUGGCGAGGCAGAGGGCUGGAUGAUGAUAUCAAGACACGGAGCUGAGCCGUGGCUUUUUAGAGCUUGCAGUUGACUGAUCAGGGGGAACUAGAUGUCCUUUUGCAGAUUCGGAGAUGAAGCGCUUUCGAGGGAACGUCAGUGCGGACUCCACUUCACUGUCGCUGUCGUGAACAAAUAUCACGUCUGUUGAACCGCAUGUGGUUACUAAGGGCGCUCCAUUUUUGCCCACCAAAGCAGUCGCCGCGCACUUUGCAGGAUCGUCACUGCCAGUUAUUUUUGCGUUGGGUUUCGUCGUGUGUCCGGUGCUUGCUUUGGCUGUGCUUUUCGAUGGUCGAUAAUCCAUGCCUUCCUCUUCAACGUGGCAGACUUCUACAGAAGCCCCCGCUUGCAUCAGAACGUCAAUCCAUACCUGUCAUGAUGCUCGUUUGAAUCCAUGACGUAUAGGUAAAGCGUUGUUAUACCUUUUGAUUUUCCAUGAGAGUAUCACCAGGACCUUUGACCUCCACAAAGAGGG
Messenger RNA from Cantharellus anzutake, 1197 nucleotides. RefSeq lists its product as uncharacterized. The transcript is spliced from 2 exons. The coding region runs from base 240 to 728 and encodes 162 amino acids. NCBI's taxonomy places the organism in Eukaryota, Fungi, Basidiomycota, Agaricomycetes, Cantharellales, Hydnaceae. The record is from RefSeq and is a predicted model, not a curated record.